This is a messenger RNA of Suncus etruscus (white-toothed pygmy shrew), 1781 nucleotides long. It is a transcript of the gene TMEM109, whose product is annotated as transmembrane protein 109. The record is from RefSeq and is a predicted model, not a curated record. The coding region runs from base 35 to 781 and encodes 248 amino acids. Lineage: Eukaryota; Metazoa; Chordata; Mammalia; Eulipotyphla; Soricidae. Gene Ontology annotation, biological process: intrinsic apoptotic signaling pathway in response to DNA damage by p53 class mediator; cellular response to gamma radiation. The transcript has 3 exons.
CUGUGUCUCUUUCCCCGCAGACAUAGACCCAGCCAUGGUGGGCCCAGGCAGCGUGUGGCCGUGGACCAGGUGUAUGCUCAGAGCAGCGGCGUUUGUGGGCCUCCUGGCUUUCCUCUCCCUGCAUGCAGCAUCCGCCCAGUCCCAUCAGCAUUCCCAUGCUCCGCCACCGCAGGGCCAGCACUGGAAGAAGGAGGCCCCCACGGAUGUGCUGAGCCAGAUGGGCCGCGCCAUACGGGGCACGCUGGAUGACUGGGUGGGCCCGGAGAACAUGCACCUGGUGACUGAGACCCUGACGCAGGUCAUGUGGGCCGUGUCCUCCGCCAUCUCUGUGGCCUUCUUUGCCUUGUCUGGGAUCUCCGCCCAGCUGCUGAAUGCCUUGGGACUGGAUGGAGACCACCUGACCGAGGACCUGAAGCUCAGCCCUGCGCAGGUGCAGACCUUCCUGCUGUGGGGAGCGGGGGCCUUGGUGGCCUACUGGGUUCUUUCCCUGCUUCUCGGCCUGGUCUUGGCCCUGGUGGGCCGGAUCCUCUGGGGCCUGAAGCUCGUCCUCUUCCUGGCUGCCUUCGUGGCCCUGGUGCGGUCCGUGCCCGACCCGUCCAUGCGGGCUCUGUUUCUCCUGGCCUUGCUGACACUCUACGCCUUGCUGAGCCGCCUCACGGGCACUCGGGCCUCGGGGGCCCAGCUGGAGGCCAAGGUGCGAGGGCUGGAGCGCCAGGUAGAAGAGCUGCGUUGGCGACAACGGCGAGCUGCCAAGGGGCCCCGGGGUGUAGAAGAGGAGUGAGGAGGCCCUGCCACUGUCUUCGUCAGAUCCAAAGAGCUCAGCUGCUGCUUGUGGGUUGCGUGGCCUCUUCCAGGCACCCACUGCCCUUGCCUUGCCUUGCCUUGCCCUUCCCUGCCCUGCCCUCCCCUGCCCUGCCCUCCCCUGCCCGAAGGCUUCCCUGCUUGCAUCUCUGCACCCUCCAGCCCCCUAUGCCUCCCAGAGCUAAGCCUGAGCAAAAGGAAGCCCCUUCCCCAUGCCAGUCUUGAGGUUCUCUGUCCGGGGCUGGUACUCUAACACUUUCUUCAGCCCUUCAGCUCCGGCUUCUGCAUCUCCCCCUAUACUCCCAGCCAGCCCGCCUCGGCCGCCACUGCCUUGCCUUCCUCCUAACGCUCUCACUCUCCCAGCUUCGAACUUCUCCUUUGCCAAACUCCUCAGCUCCAUCGUCUGGGUCUGCCAGUUGGGGCUCUCCACUGGUCCCCCUUUGAAGGCUGGACCACCUCCCAUGUGUUGAGGGAAUGGGGAAGGAGGUUCCCAGGCCAUCCAGGAAGUCUGUUACAAGUGCCUUAAUCGCCCAGGCCAGCCGGCCGCAGGGCCUCCACUUGCCUGUACUGUAGGAUGUCGCGGCUACUCGAAACAGGACAAGACGCCACCCCCUUUGCACAAGCAAAGGGCCAUAGAGGCCUCACAGGGUCUGCCCUGGUCAUCACCCACCUGGGAGGGGAAGUUCAGAAGAAGGGGUAUCCCAGGAGCACUUGCCCUCGGGGUCCCACUCAUUGGGGAUCCAGCACCACCCUAAUUCUGGGUGGCAUCCCCUACCAGAGCAGACCAGGGUGUGCCCGCGUGCCUAGACAGCCCUGUGAGGCAGGCAGGUGUCUUCCCUUCACCCCAGGGUAAAGAAAUGAAGCCGGGCCCUUCUGUCACCUUGGUUUGAUGUGGACACACAGCCGCAAUGAUAUAUAUAUAUAUAUAUUUUUAUCAGCGCUUGGUUUGGUUUUAACGAAAUAAAGUGCACGCUGUUUUA